AGUCCUCUCAUGAAAAAAGUUUUGUGGUGGAUGUACAGACAAAUACGCACAUUCCUUCACUACGCGAUCGCUUCCGCCAGCGGCUUACUGAGGUGCACAGAGCUUACUCUGCAUACAUAACUAGAUACGUCACAGACGGGGACACAUAGUGUGCCCCAACUUGCUAUUUUUUGUUUCUUCCCACCGGUAAUAUUUUCUCUCUCCCUUUUUAGUUCGCCAUCGCGAUGAGGUUGCUGGGUCUCGCUGGGCCUACCGUGGUGGGGGCCUCGGUAGUCUACGCCUACCUGGCCAACCACCCUACCGUCGCCCAGACGGAGAACGGCACCGCCUACGCGUUCCCCCUCUCCACUCUCACCUACUGCGGCCUUCUCUUCUUCGUGUACGUCUCGGGGGGGCUGCCGCGCAACCCCUUCUUCCCCGCCUUCGUUUUCCGCAGCAAUAUCUUCCCUCUCCUGUACAAGCUAUACUGCAGCUACGGCGUCGGCUAUCGCUUUCUAAGUGGCGUCCUGCAUCAGCCCGUCGCCUUCCCCCACUCCGACUACCGCAAUGGCAUUCGCUGCCUCGACGCGGGCAGCCCCCUGCGCCUGAAGGUGCCCCCCGUUGGCGGAAAGAACGCACUCCCGUUUCUGCAGAAGUUUUACGCCCGCGGCGGUGGCGUGGUGGACGCCGCGCUGUGGAGCGGGACGGCGGGGCGUGGCGUCGUGGUCGUGCCGGUACCCAUGUUCUCCGACAACUACGCCUAUUUUAUUAUCUCGAUGCAGACGCAGAAGGUAGCGGUGGUAGACCCCGCAGACCCGGAGAUGGUGCUGCGCUUUCUGCGGUCGCUGCGCGGGCUGCUGCGGGUGCCGCUGCAGCUCACCGACGUCCUCACCACCCACAAGCACUGGGACCACGCCGGCGGCAAUGAGCUGCUCACCCAGUACGCCAAAACGGGGCCGCCGCCACCACCGGCUCCCUCCCGCUCGCGUGCUGCGAGGGCGAAGGCAGCAGCGGCAGCAGCGGAAGCGGAAGCGGCAGGACCGGCACCGAUACCGCCGGAGAUGGAGACGACGCCGCUGCUGGACCCACACCUGCGCAUCAUCGGCUCUGACGUCGACCGCCCGCUCGCCUGCACCGAAUUUGUGAACGAUGCGUCGCCCGUCUUCACGGUGGCCGGCGGCGGCGUGUCGGUGCGUGCGAUGGCUGCCCCGGGCCACACGAGCGGGUCUCUCGUCUUCGUUGUAGGCACCACGGAGGUGGAGGCGGGGGCUGUCAACCCCAGUCCCGCCCGCAUUGCCGUGUUCACAGGGGACAGUCUCUUCAGCGGGGGUUGCGGCGCACCGUUCGAGACGGUCUCUGUCACGCAGAUUAUCAAAGCACGAGAAACGUUUUUAGUGGACAGCCGCAUCCGCACGCAGCCCGCUACGGGGCAGGAGGUCGCCGACGAGGAUGUGUUGCUGUAUGUUGGCCACGAGUACACGGAGCGGCUGCUCGAGGAGGUGGUGAAGCUCAUGACGCGUGCUGUGCAGGGCCGCGGCGCGGCGGCGGACGAGCGAGGAAUACGCUACAUCCAAAUGGCAGCGGAGGCCCUGCGUGGGGUGAAGGUGCUACGCGAGCAAUCGGACGGCCUGAAGGAUGCGUCCCUUAUCGGGCAAGAUGACAGCAAGCAGCGGCCCGCUUUUCGCCUUCCGUCCUGCACCGUCCCGACGUCCCUAGCGAUGGAGAAGACGGUGAACCCGCUGCUGACGGUGGACGCCGCGGAGCUGGCGGAGCUGGCGAGGACGGAGAAGGAGGGUGGUAUGGACGCGAGCGCGGUGGAGCGCACCAUCUACGGCGCCGGUCGUCGCUGUUUGCCGUCUGAAGAGAAAAACUAA
Molecule: messenger RNA, 1853 nt
Organism: Leptomonas pyrrhocoris
Lineage: Eukaryota; Euglenozoa; Kinetoplastea; Trypanosomatida; Trypanosomatidae
Exons: 1
Coding region: 225-1853 (542 amino acids)
Molecular function (GO): hydroxyacylglutathione hydrolase activity
Source: RefSeq, a predicted model, not a curated record